AUGAACUCCCUCCUGCAGUCAUUGUUCUACACGCCGGAGUUCCGGCUUGCCGUGUAUGGUUUCGAAUACGACCCCAAUCUCCAUGGAGAAGCAAGCAGAUGCAUCCCACUCCAGCUCCAGAAGCUGUUUGCUGAACUUCAGAUGUCUGUUGCUGGUGCUGCAUCCACCAAGGACUUGACGACGGCAUGUGGCUUCACAGGUCGGGAUGCGAUGCAGCAACACGAUGUUCAGGAGCUUUGUCGGGUUCUCUUUGACGCGUUGGAGAGGUCCUCGUCCCUUCUGGCCGAUGCGAUUCGCGGGUUGUAUGCUGGAAAGUCGACAUCCUACAUCAAGUGCAGAGAGGAGAUCAACGGCAAGGUUUACCAGAGUGCGCGCACAGAGAAGUACAUGGAUCUUCAGGUGCCUAUCCAGGACUGCAGCAGUCUGGAGGAAGCGUUGCGCAAACUGGUGGAACCCGAGGUCAUGGAAGGAGACAACCAGUGGCUGUGCGAGGAGCUCGGCAAAAAGGUGGAUGCUCUGAAAGGCUUGACCAUAGAGAGUUUGCCGAAGAUACUUUGCAUACAGCUGCUCCGCUUCGUCUUCGAUGUGGCGACCAUGCGGCGCAAGAAGCUUUCAGAAGUCGUCGCGCUGCCUUUGAUUCUAGACCUGGCCUUUCUUUCUGACGGCGGCGGGCCUUCUUUUUAUCAGUUGGCGGCGGUUUGCUUGCAUAGCGGGACUGCCCAUGGAGGCCACUACCACGCGUUUGCUUGGGAUCCAUGCAGCGGUGCUUGGAGGGAUGCCAACGACACCCGCGUGCAAGUGCUCAGUGCCAAGCAGUGUUCGGCGCUCUUCGGGUCUAGCGACGACGCACAGCCACAGGCGCUACACUCAGCCGAUGCCUACUUCCUCCUGUACCGGCGGGUUUCCCAGACCGAAGUGCCCAGUGUCCAGGAUGCUGCUAUCCCACAGUGCCUCCGCGAUGCCCUGCUGUCAGAAAACGAGCGCCUGAGCCGACUACAGCGAGCCUAUGACCUGCACCGCAAGCUGCUGGAGGUGAACCGGAUCGCAUUGGAGGGACUUUGCUUGGUCGUGUUGUGUGCUGCUUCCUGA
Symbiodinium sp. CCMP2592 is the source of this 1089-nucleotide messenger RNA. The record is from the annotation of a GenBank genome assembly. NCBI's taxonomy places the organism in Eukaryota, Dinophyceae, Suessiales, Symbiodiniaceae.